Messenger RNA from Centropristis striata (black sea bass), 7306 nucleotides. RefSeq names its product metabotropic glutamate receptor 7 (gene grm7). Bases 783 to 3470 code for a protein of 895 amino acids. The record is from RefSeq and is a predicted model, not a curated record. NCBI's taxonomy places the organism in Eukaryota, Metazoa, Chordata, Actinopteri, Perciformes, Serranidae. Gene Ontology annotation, cellular component: membrane. Gene Ontology annotation, molecular function: group III metabotropic glutamate receptor activity. Gene Ontology annotation, biological process: G protein-coupled glutamate receptor signaling pathway; regulation of synaptic transmission, glutamatergic. The transcript has 11 exons.
UCUCUCUGCUUCUUCUUCCUCCUCUUGCUCCUCUUCCUCGCCGCUCAGCGUCAGAUAGCAGACAGGUGCCAGUGUUCCCGGGCUGGGGGAGGGAUGAGGAGCGUGUCGCGGACUGCUCGGCUCUCAGCAGAGUUAUUUCGUGCACUGCUGUGCAGCUUUAACGCGUUUUUCCUUUGUGUCCUCACAUCUCGUCUCCGGGCUCAAGGAAACUAUUAAACCUGCCUGAUAGUUAUUAUUAUCUGCAGGUGUGACCACAUUUCUUCUUUUAUUAUUAUUUAUUUCAACAUCAGAGCGACCGUGGGCUGGGUUCUUCACAUCUCCACAGACGGAAUACCGGGAGAGCCUGCAGGACUCCACGGAGUGUUUCUGUCCGUGCCUCGCUGCUGUGUGUGAGCCCAUGGUGUGUUUUUCUUUUGUUUCUUCUCAUCUUAAACCUCGGAAUGUGUGCUCCAGCAACAAGCGACCGUGGCUGUGUGCAGCAGCAGCAGCAGCAGCUCUGCGCACACUUGAGAGGGAUAACGCAUUGGUGAAUCAGUGGCUGAGCUUGGUUUGGAUGUUUGUGUGCACCUGCGGGAUUACAGGAGUCUAACAGCCGGACACCUGCUUUUUAUUGGCGUUUUUCUCUGCAGGACCGAGGACAGGAAUGAACUCGGGUGUUGGAUUUGUAAAACUAUCCUAAAAAGUCUCGUGCAUCUUGCAGUGGUUCUACGUUUUUCCCAGCCGGAGUGUGUGGUGGAGCCGCUGUGAUUGAACUGUUGGCGAGGAGGGAACCAGAUCCAGUCAUGGGCAGACACUCUGAUCCUGUCCCCCAACUCAAAGCGGGUUUUACACUCCGGGUGCUGUGGAUGCUUCACGCGUUCCUGGACCUGGCGGGCUCCCAGGAGAUUUACGCGCCGCACUCGAUCCGGGUGGAGGGCGACGUGACGCUGGGGGGGCUCUUCCCGGUCCACGCCAGGGGGGUCCCGGGGAUGCCGUGCGGGGACAUCAAGAAGGAGAACGGCAUCCACCGGCUAGAGGCGAUGAUGUACGCCCUGGACCAGAUCAACGGCGACGAGGAGCUGCUGCCCAACGUCACCCUGGGCGCCCGGAUCCUGGACACCUGCUCCCGGGACACGUACGCGCUGGAGCAGUCGCUGACGUUCGUGCAGGCGCUCAUCCAGAAGGACACGUCGGACGUCAGGUGCACCAACGGGGAGCCGCCGGUGUUCGUCAAACCCGAGAAAGUUGUCGGGGUCAUCGGAGCGUCGGCCAGCUCCGUGUCCAUCAUGGUGGCCAACAUCCUGCGCCUCUUCCAGAUCCCUCAGAUCAGCUAUGCAUCCACGGCUCCGGAGCUCAGCGACGACCGCCGCUACGACUUCUUCUCGCGGGUGGUGCCUCCGGACAGCUUCCAGGCCCAGGCCAUGGUGGACAUCGUCAAGGCCAUGGGCUGGAACUACGUGUCCACUGUGGCCUCGGAGGGCAGCUACGGGGAGAAGGGGGUGGACGCCUUCAUGCAGCUGUCCAGAGAAGCAGGUGGAAUCUGCAUUGCUCAGUCCCUGAAGAUCCCUCACGACCACAAACCUGCAGACUUUGAUAAAAUCAUCCGUCUGCUGCUGGACACUCGCUACGCCAGAGCGGUCAUCCUGUUCGCCUCCGACGAGGACAUCAGGGGCAUCCUGAACGCCAGUAAGCGUGCGGAGCAGGUGGGUCACUUCCUGUGGAUCGGCUCGGACAGCUGGGGCGCCAAGAACAGCCCCAUCCACCAGCUGGAGGACGCGGCGGUGGGCGCCGUCACCAUCCUGCCCAAGAGAGCCACCAUCAGCGGGUUCGAUGCGUACUUCACGUCGAGGACUCUGGAGAACAACCGGAGGAACGUGUGGUUUGCUGAGUACUGGGAGGAGAACUUCAACUGUAAACUGAUGAGCUCGUCCAAGAAGGACGACAGCAGCAGGAAGUGCACAGGUCAGGAGCGGAUCAGCAUCGACUCCAAGUACGAGCAGGAGGGUAAAGUGCAGUUUGUGAUCGACGCUGUGUACGCCAUGGCCCACGCUCUGCACAACAUGCAGAGGGACCUGUGUCCCGAGAACUCAGGCAUCUGCCCCGAAAUGGACCUGGCCGGAGGGAAGAAACUACUCAAGUACAUCCGCAGCGUCAGCUUCAAUGGAAGUGCUGGUACGUCGGUGACGUUCAACCGUAACGGCGACGCCCCCGGGCGCUACGACCUCUUCCAGUACCAGUGGAACAAUGUGUCCGGGCCGGGCUACCGCGUCAUCGGACAGUGGACCGAGAGCCUGCAGCUCAACAUGGAGGACAUGCAGUGGCCCCGGGGCGAGCAGGACAUCCCCAGCUCUGUGUGCAGCCUUCCCUGUAAGACGGGCGAGAGGAAGAAGGUGGUGAAGGGCAUGCCGUGCUGCUGGCACUGUGAGUCCUGCGACGGGUACCAGUACCAGCACGACGAGUUCACCUGCAAGCUCUGCUCCUACGACAUGAGGCCCAACGCCAACCGCACAGCGUGCCAGCCCAUCCCCAUCAUCAAGCUGGAGUGGCACUCGCCCUGGGCGGUGAUCCCCGUCUUCCUGGCGAUGCUCGGGAUCAUCGCCACCAUCUUCGUUAUGGCCACGUUCGUGCGGUACAACGACACGCCGAUCGUGCGAGCGUCCGGCCGGGAGCUGAGCUAUGUUCUGCUGACUGGGAUAUUUUUAUGUUACAUCAUCACGUUCCUCAUGAUCGCCAAGCCGGACGUUGGCGUGUGUUCCUUCAGGAGGAUCUUCCUGGGGCUGGGCAUGUGCAUCAGCUAUGCCGCCCUGCUCACCAAAACCAACCGCAUCUACCGGAUCUUCGAGCAGGGCAAGAAGUCGGUGACGGCGCCGCGGCUGAUCAGCCCCACCUCGCAGCUCGCCAUCACCUCCAGCCUCAUCUCGGUUCAGCUGCUGGGCGUGUUCGUCUGGUUCGUGGUGGAUCCGCCCAACACCAUCAUUGACUUUGACGAACAGAAGACCUUCAACCCCAGUCUGGCGCGCGGCGUGUUGAAGUGCGACAUCACAGAUCUGCAGAUCAUCUGCUCGUUGGGUUACAGUAUCUUAUUGAUGGUGACGUGUACUAUUUACGCUAUUAAGACCCGCGGGGUCCCUGAGAAUUUUAACGAGGCCAAGCCCAUCGGCUUCACCAUGUACACCACCUGCAUCGUGUGGUUGGCUUUUAUACCCAUCUUCUUCGGUACGGCGCAGUCUGCAGAGAAGCUGUACAUCCAGACGACCACGCUGACCAUCUCCAUGAACCUGAGUGCGUCCGUGGCCCUCGGGAUGCUCUACAUGCCCAAAGUCUACGUCAUCAUCUUCCACCCUGAGCUCAACGUGCAGAAGAGGAAACGUUCGUUCAAAGCCGUGGUCACAGCCGCCACCAUGUCGUCCCGACUGUCCCACAAGGCCAGCGACCGGCCCAAUGGGGAGGCCAAGACGGAGCUGUGCGAGAACGUUGACCCCAACAGCUAAUUUCAUAAUUUAUAUGAGGUCCAGCAGCGAAGCAGAACCCCGUGAGCUACCCCGACCUCGUGAUCUGACAGCGUCCAGCGACAGACGGACUGAAACAGAGAGUCGGAGACGUCUGCUCUCCUGAGGAUGUUUUUUUGUUGUUGUUUAGUUUUUGGUCUCAUGUGCUUCAUUGCCCGCCACAGACUUUCAGAUGCUGAAGCAAAGCAUUGUGGGAUUUCCUCUGGACUCUGGGCACACACACUUUCACUCGGUCAAAGAGAAGCGAGGACGCCAACAGGGCGAAAAAAAAAAACGAAAGAUGUGGGGUUGUUGUUUAAAAAAUAAAAAAUCCAUCUUUCUGUCCGUAAGGUGAUGAUGAAGAACAAACCCUGCGGCCUCUCGGCUCCGUGCUGACUCUCUCUGCCGUUGAUGUCAAACGAAGCCGCCACCUCGGCCCGCCGCGACCUUCCGUUGGAGCCCCGCCUCCUCUCGUCUUUUAAUGUACUUCCAAACUGCAAGUUCUCCCCUCCUGUCCUCCGUGUGCUUCUUUAUGCUUCUCUGUUCCUUCGGUUGUUGUUUUGUUUCUUUGUUCUUUUAAAGACAACGAUGGUGAUUAUGAUGAUGAUGAUGAUGAUGAUGAAUCUGUUUUGCUCUUUGCUUCUUGGAUGCACAUUGUUUUUUAUUAAAGCCAUAUUCUUCACUCCGAGACGUGGAGGGCUUUGCUCACGCUGCCACGCUGCCAAUCUGAUUGUUGCCACUGAAACGACCUGAAAACACGUUUCCUCCACCAGCUUCUAACUGCCAGCGACACUUGACAGAGUGAAGCUGCAGCUCGCAGGCUUUCAGUCAAUACAGUUCAACAUCUUUUACAUUAGUCUGUCUGACUUCUAUCAUGCUCCAAGUGUUGGAACUACAGUUCCCACAAAAGGAGGGAUUCACCUUUCCUGUCUGCUGCUGACAGCCACAGCCGUAAUUCAUUUUUAAAUUAACUGAUGACAAACUUUGUAAUAAAUUAACUGUCAAUAAAAAAAUGUCCACGCGGUCGGACUGGAACUCGGUGCUGCUGGUAUUUAGGUGAAUCGUGUGACUUUUAGGUGAAUGCGUCUGUGGUUCCUUGUUGGUUUGAAAAUAGUUUCCAGUAACAUGAAAAAGCUUUAACGACGACACCUACACGUUCUGUUUGUGUUUUCAUUAUGAGCGACCACGACUCGUUCAGCCUCCGUCGCUCGCUGAAAUAUCACAUGACAUGUACGACAUGUUCAAAACUCCACGCUCAACCUACAGCAGGACUGGAGUAAUAUAUAUGACUAAAUACAUGAAAAGCUAAAGCUUAAGACUUUUCAGUACAAUGACAGAUAUUUAUGACUGUCAUAUUCAUGAGUCCACCAUAUAGGUCGUGUGUACAGGCAGCGAAAAACGAGCUAUAUUUACCAAUUUCACCGUCCGCAGCAAAGCAUCCUCUUGCUGAUGUCGCAGUGAUUAACAGCCAAGCUUAGUUAAAAAGGCAGAUUUCCAUGUUUGGAUGGAGUAUAGGGUGGUGUUGGUUUGAACAAGUGGCAGACUUUCACCCAGGAGAGUGGGGUUCACAUCCUGUGUGAAAACAAAAGUAAACAAUUUUUAACUUAAGUUACGUGAAUCACGUUUUUCAAGGUAACUUGUGGUAUUCACAUGACCCUUGUAACUACUUCAAUUUCAGCAUGAACAUAUAUUUCUUUACUGUUUAAAAUGUCUAUCCCGAGCUGUGAAUCCCGAGCCGCGAUACGUCCAUACAUGUCGUAAUUUGUGGUACUGACACACGACCUGUUCUGUCAUCUAGGUAAGAGAACUUGUUGGCCACGCCUCUUCUCAAAUGUCCAACAUUUCUGCUCAGCUGAAAAUUAUAACAGGCCAGCGCCGAUAAAGGGUCCAACUUCAAUGUCUUCUCUCUUUCUGUGUUGGUGAAGGAAAACAAAUUCAACCUGAGCCACCAAUCAGGCCGUGAAUCAAAGCUCUCAGUUCGAGCAGCUCCACCAUAAUUUAUUGUGUGGGAUCGCUGCAGCCCUGACAGUUGGCACACGAACGUUAUUUGUUCCACCAUGUAAGGAGCCUAAUUACUCUUUUUUGGGGGGUACAAUGUAAUGUGUGUAAUGACAAAUAAUUGAACAAAUCUCCCCUACAAGUCAUCUUUGAAAAUACAAAAAAAGAGAAAAAAACUAGAGAAUAAAACAAGGUUAUUAUACCAAUGAAACAAGAAUUAUCACCUUUCCAAAAGCUGCUCGCAUGUUUGUCUUUCUGACGUUUGGACGAAGCGUUCCUCAGACGGACUCCGCUGACCAUAAACGUGUCUCUGCCACGUGGAGAAUUGAAUAAGAUGCAAAAAAAAAAGAAAAAGUACACUCAGCUUCAAAUUUUUCUGGGCAUGUUUGUGUUGUUAUAUCAUUCGCACGAUAUCUUUAAAGAAGUCUUGGUGCUAACCGCGGCCGCGACCCGUUCUGUUGUGUUACAUGGACAACUGGACACGGACAUGAAGAUUGAACUCUGAGUGAGACACCAACAUGUACACGGCAUGCUGGGAUUAACUAGAAACCAUAAUGGUAUUAAAAUGAUCUUAAUCUUAAUCUGGUUAUUAGAGUGCAGUGUAGACAUGUUUACACCUUAAAUCACAAUAUAAUAUAAUGUUCUGUUCUAAAACUCAUACGAUGUCCAGGCUGCUUCAUGACACACGGCCACUGAGUGAAACACUUUAUAAGGAUGUUUUUAACUCCUUAACAUUCCGUAAAAUUUACCUGAAAACACCUAUAAGAAACAUAUCAAAGACAACCCAAAGUAAAGUGAAAGCUGCUCUUGGACAGUUCGGAUUAAACCUGGUUGUGUUCAAAUUUGAAAGGUAACACUCUGGAGUUUAUUCCCAAAGAGUCAGAAUAACUGUUUCUGUUAAGUGUUGCUGUUAUUGAGUGAUGGAAGUUUAAACACAUUAAAAAAUAUGUUUUAUUUACUGUCUACCUUAACAUUUUGGUAAAAACAGGCCUGCUGUAAAGCACACUGGAGAAACUUCUUGUGGCGAUCCAAAUAACCAGAGCGGACACAUCAGAGAUUUACCGUUCUGUCUGGUCGUCUGUGGGUCCAACAGUCAGAUUGGUCGGCGGGCCGCGGACACAGAGCCAAAUACAGGAAAAAAAAAAAAAAGGCAGGCGUGUUUUUUAAAGGCUGUUUUGUUCUUUGUGGUCCCAUGAUGAAACGUUCCCAUCCCAACAUGUGUGUUCCCUCCCACGCACAUACAUGACCACUGCAGGUCUCUGCAGGGGUACGAUGAUGAUGAUGAUGAUGAUGAUGAAGAUGACCCCUAACUGUGUUGUAGCCGACCUAAAAGAACUUCUCCGGUCCGACUUUACCGGAUGAUUGUCUGGUGACUUCUUGGAGCACUGAUACGACUAAAGGUGUUGAUGUUGAGGUUGUCAAUGCAUGCCUGAUAUGUUCGAUGUUGAAUCUGAAAAAAGAAAAAAAAAAGUUUCUCCUCACGGCACAGUUGAUCCACCGUCUGCUCUGACUUGUACUGUUUCUGAUUUCGUUCUGUUUCUUUGAUCCACUGAUUCUUUAUUCUCACGCAGCAGAAUAUGGCUUUGAUCGGUUUUUUAUUUUCCUGGAAAGUGUGGGAAAUGGAGAAAAAGAUGAAUAUAUAUUUAAAAAAACUAAAUACUUGUUUAAAAAAAACACAAAGGAAGCAUGUAUGUUUUCUACUGUUUGUACUCGGUAUCUUCAUGUUGCCCUUGCUGCUUAUGUGCCAAUGUUGUUGAGAGAUUUACAUUCGGCCACUCAUGCAACUAUUCUGUGGUGUUGUCCAAGAAUGUAUCAACAUGAAAUAAAAAAACAUUUGGUUA